Messenger RNA from Sarcophilus harrisii (Tasmanian devil), 6690 nucleotides. RefSeq names its product G protein-coupled receptor 179 (gene GPR179). The transcript has 12 exons. The coding region runs from base 292 to 6690 and encodes 2132 amino acids. Gene Ontology annotation, cellular component: membrane. Gene Ontology annotation, molecular function: G protein-coupled receptor activity. The record is from RefSeq and is a predicted model, not a curated record. Gene Ontology annotation, biological process: G protein-coupled receptor signaling pathway. NCBI's taxonomy places the organism in Eukaryota, Metazoa, Chordata, Mammalia, Dasyuromorphia, Dasyuridae.
AAAUGUUUCUGAGGUGGGGGGUGCUUAGAGAGGGAGAAGGGGCAGGGCCCCUUUGCCUACGUCUAGGAGCCAGCCUAUGACGUUGGUUAAAGAGAAAGGAAAAGCAGCUGAGAUAGAUUGAGCCUGAGACAGAGACAGAGAGACGGAGAGAGCAGGAGGGAAGGCACAUUUUCAGCACGCAUGAAGACAAUCAUCUCCCUAGGCUGGAGCCAGCCACUUCUCAGAGUUUGCUGAACUGCUCUCCUCCUCUGCUGACCCGGAUUCUGAAGUCUCUCAGAGGCUGGGAAAUCCAUGGUAGUUGGCAUGAGGGUGGGCAUCAGGGUGCAGCUGAGGGCCCUUGGCAUUUGGGGGCUACUGAGCUGGUGUUUCUUCUGUGACUGGGCCUUGGCUGGUCCCCGAGACUCUCUCUCUCUACCUCUGCUGGCUUCCCAAGGCAAACUAGGAGCUGUGCUCACUUGGGCACCUCCAGAAGGGGCAGAGGCAGCUUUGGCUUUUCUCUACUCUGGGGAUGCCCAAAAACUGGCUGGUGCCAACUGCAGUGGGCGGUAUGAGGCACAAGGAGCUGGGGGCAGCGUGGGGCUCCCCCCAGUCCUGCAGGGAGCAGCAGGUACCCUGGCACAAGCAGCAAAUUUCCUCAACAUGCUGCUCCAGGCCAAUGACAUCCGGGAGUCCAGCGUGGAGGAGGACAUAGAGUGGUACCAGGCGCUGGUACGGAGCGUGGCGGAGGGUGACCCGAAGGCGUACCGGGCAUCCCUGACUUUCAAUCCGGCUCCCGGGGCUACUGUGUCUCAGCUGGCCCUUCGCGCCACCAGGAUAGGAGAGGAGACCCUCUUGCAGGAUUUAUCAAUGGCCCAAGUCCAGAAAGCAAGGUCAGCUGGUGUCGGGGUCACCUUGGGUCUAAAAAAGCGGGUGCUGAGCAAUGACCUGGGCAGCCUGGACAGCCCCAAAUGGCCGCGAGGGGAUGGAUAUGUAGGUGACACAAGUCACGUUCGCCUCUCACCCCCCUUUCUGGAGUGUCAGGGAGGUCGACUCCGACCCGGCUGGCUAAUCGAGCUCUCAACUACCUUCUAUGGACUCAAGCCCGAUCUUAGUCCUGAGGUCAGGGGUUUGGUGCAGAUGGAUGUGGAGCUUCAGAGUGUGGACAUCGAUCAGUGUGCCAGUGGCCCUGGCUGGUUCUCCAACACACACCAAUGUGACCUCAACAGUACCCAGUGUGUCUCCCUGGAGAAUCGUGGCUUCGUCCUUGGCCACUACCUCUGCCGCUGCCGACCAGGCUUCUAUGGGCCCAGUCUUUCCAUGGGGGCAGGUGACAGCAAUGCAGAGCCCACAGGACAGUACAGGGCUCUCCGAGGCAGCUCCAGUCAGCUGAUUCGGUGCCAGCCAUGCCCAGAAGGCUGUGCCAGCUGUGUGGAUGCCACACCGUGCCUGGUGGAGGAGACACAGGUGCUCAGAGCAGCUGUGUUGGUUUGCCAAGCCUGCUGCAUGUUGGCCGUCUUUCUCAGCAUGCUGAUUUCCUACCACUGCCGCAGGAGCAAGACCAUCAGAGCAUCUGGGGUCCUCUUACUGGAAACCAUCCUCUUUGGAUCUCUGUUGCUCUACUUCCCUGUGUUUAUUCUCUACUUCAAGCCAAGCAUAUUCCGAUGCAUUGUUCUUCGGUGGGUGAGACUGCUUGGCUUUGUCACGGUAUAUGGCACCAUCACCCUCAAGCUAUACAGAGUACUACAACUGUUUCUGUCUAGAACAGCCCAGCGGGGUCCCCACCUGAGCAGUAGCCGGCUGCUGCGGCGCCUUGGGCUUCUCCUGCUCCUGGUUCUGUGUUUCCUGGCAGCCUGGACAGUUGGCACGCUGGAAAGGGGACCCCAGCAUGCACCCCUGGUUAUUCGGGGUCACACAGCUGCUGGCCGUCACUUUUAUCUCUGCCACUAUGAUCGCUGGGACUACAUCAUGGUUGUGGCUGAGAUGCUCCUCCUCUGCUGGGGCAGUUUCCUCUGUUAUGCCACACGGGCAGUGCCCUCUGCCUUUCAUGAACCUCGCUACAUGGGUAUCGCUCUACACAAUGAGCUUCUGGUCUCUGCUGCCUUCCAUGCUGCCAGGUUUGCCUUGGUUCCCUCUUUACACCCAGACUGGACCCUACUUCUUUUCUUUAUCCACACCCAUGGCACAGUCACGAUGACCCUGGCUCUUCUCUUUAUCCCCAAGUUCCUGACCCCAGGGAUCCCUCCCCGGGAAGAGAUUGCAGCUGAGGUCUAUGAGGAUGAGUUGGACCUGCAAAGAUCAGGCUCCUGCCUCAACAGCAGCAUUGCUUCUGCCUGGAGUGAAUACAGCCUUGACCCUGGAGACAUUCGGGACGAACUAAAGAAGCUCUAUGCCCAAUUAGAGGUUCACAAGACCAAGAAGAUGGCGGUUAACAACCCACACCUUCCCAAGAAGAGGGGCAGCUCCCGCCGCGGACUGGGACGCUCCUUCAUGAGGUGCCUGGCUGAGUUCCCUGAGGCUGUGGCCCGCCGGGACCUCAGCUCUCCAGGCCGGGCUAGUUUUCCUCGUUCUUCUCGGCGACGGCUCCUCAGUUCUGGGGUCCAGACGCCUGAGAGACCAUCACCAACUCUGCGCAAAUCGCACAGCACCUAUGACCACCGGAGGGAGCAGGAGCCCCCUCUCCUCGAUUCCCUUCUCCGAAGGAAGCUGGCAAAGAAGGCUUCAAGGGGAGAAAGUCGGGACUCCAUGGUCGUGCCUCCCCCACUUGGCUUCCGGUCGGCCAGUGCCCACAACCUGGCGGUGGGAGAGAGGCUCCCCCGGGCCCAGCCUGCCCCUCUGCAGAAAUCGCUCAGUGUGGUGGCUGGCUCCAGGGAGAAGGCGUUGCUCUUGGCCAGCCAAGCCUACCUGGAAGCGAGCUAUAAGCUGGCCCUGGAGCGGGAGGAGAGGCGAAGGGCAGCAGGGAGCCCAGCCAGGAGGCCGUCAGCCAGGCGGCUGGAGCGGGCUCGGGGAGAUUCCCUGUCGCCUCCUCCAUCACCCGCCAAGAGUAGCAGUGUGGAUAGUUCCCACGGCUCUGGGAAGCUUCACGAGAUAGGCGGGAGGGGGCCACCCCCUUCCCCUAUGAAGCACCAGAUCUCCACACCUGUCCUAGCUUUAGGUGGGACAUGUUUAGGAGAUUCACAGACGCUCUCCCCGACUUCAACUUUGGCUCCAGCUCCAGUGCCAGCCCCAGCUCAAGAACCCAGCUUACUGACCUAUAUUUGCCCCUGGGAAAAUGCAGAGCUACCAGUCAGGGUGGAAAGUUCAACCCAGGAAUCUGCUCCUGCGACAGGUGGAGGGGACGGCCGUCUCCCAACCCGAGCUCGGUUCUUGAGAGCCCUGUCAGUGGCCGUGGCAGUGGAGAAGCGAGAAGCUGUGGAAAGUGAGGGGGCUGGAGCAGAGCAUUCAGAUGUUACUGAGACCGAUGAUGAAAGGCAUAGGAUCUUUCCCAAAUCCCAUAGCGUUAAGGCCCCCACUCAACAGGGUUCUAUGCGCAACUUGGGGUUGGCCAUCAAGGCUCUAACCAGGUCCCGGAGCAGCUACAAGGAGAAAGAAAACCGGGUAGGCAGCCCCGAAAGGGUAGGGAAGGGUAAGGCUCUUGAAGAGGGUGCUGGGUUAGCCACGAGAACUGUGAGGGCAGGCCGUCCUAAACCGGUGAGCAAACAAGCAGCUUUGGCCCCUUGUGAUGAUGAGGAAUCCAUCCAGAACCAGCAGAACAUACAUACCAGUAGAAUGCUAGCUGGCUGCCCCCAGGAAGAGAGCAAGGAAAAAGAGAGCAGGCCUAAGGGACCUUCCCACAGGCCUGAGAAAGCAAAGGAGUUUGUUACUGCAAGGCAGACUAUUCAGGAUCCUGUCAGCAAGGACAAAGAUGCUGAGAAAACUGAGAUGACCUCUGAGCAAGAAAGAGAACUGAGAGGGAGAUAUGGGGGAGUUAAAGCUUGUGCUCAGCUGUCUGGCAGCAGAGAUAGCAGAACAGUUGAAAUAUGUCCAUGGGAGACCACUGAGCUAGAAGCUGAGAAAGUAGAUAGCCCAAAGGCAGAGACCUCACUCCAGCACAUGAGUAAAGGAGCUUUUGAACAAGAGGAAAAGACAAAACUCUCUGAAAAAUCAGGACCCAAAGGAAUGAUAGUCACUGAUCAGAAAAAACCCGAGCAGCAGCUGUGGGAUCGAGAAGCAGUAUGUCCCUGGGAAAGCACAGACCUAGCAGGCCCCGCAUCCCAACCAGGUCCUCAGCACACUGACCAUCCCAAAGAUGGUCACCAGGUACUAGGCAGCAUAGGGAGAAGAACAGCAGAGAUAUGUCCGUGGGAAGUGACUGAGGUAGAUGCUCAAAAGCAAGAUGGCACCAAGGCAGAAAUUUGUCCUUGGGAGGCGAGUGAUGGAACAACAGAUAAAGAAAAAUUGUUACAGGAGGUAGGAAGGCAUUCCCUAGAAGAAAAACAAAAAGCAAUGCUUUGGAAAGACAAAAAGAAACUGGAUGAAGAAUGGAAAUCUCUCUGCCCAUGGGAGAGUACAGAUUUUAGGGGUCCCACAGCUAGUUCACCUCAAACCCCAAUGAUCUCAGAGUCCUCAGAGAGUGUGGGAAACAAGGUGGCUGAAGUGUGUCCAUGGGAAAUGGAAGAUGUGUCUGGCAGGAAAGCUGAGGUCUGUCCCUGGGAAAUGAUUAAAACAGUUGGAAAAGGGAUACUAGACGAAGAAGCACAUGAAGAAUUGCUACAAGAAAAGGGAAAAAUCUCUGGAAAAGAGAGCUAUAGAGAAGUUGAAGAGUCUACCUGGAAAGAAGCUGAGAAUCGGGAAAGGGAGGCAGUCUGUCCUUGGGAAAGCACAGAGCCUGAGAAUCUUUCCUUACAGUCAGAUCCCGCUAAAGUGCCUGACAUUUUGGGGAGCAGGACUGCAGAGGUAUGUCCAUGGGAAGUCCUUGAACCAAGCAUAAGUCAGACAGGGUCUGCCAAAGAGAAAAUCUAUCCCUUAGAGAUGAGUGCAGGUGCAACAGAGAAAAAAGCAUUGGAAAAAGAUAAAGAGAAAUGCCAAGAGAACAAGGGGCAAUCCAAAGAAUCAAAAGAAUUAGAUGAACUGAUCAAGACACAGGAAGCUGUCUGCCCCUGGGAGAUAUCUCCUCUCAAAACAGACCCUCAGAAAACAGACCAACCCACAGUCAGAUACCAGGUAUCAGGUAGUAUGGAGAGCAAGGCAACUGAGAUCUGUCCAUGGGAAGUGCAGACUAUACCUACUAAUGUGGUAGAUACAUCCUGGAAGCCUACAGAUGUAGGAAAAGAGAGAAGUGAUUUGGAAAUUGAGCUUGCCAAGAAUUCCCAUGGGGAUACAGAAAAAGGGUUCAGAAAAUCAGGAUCCAAAGAAGCAGUCACCCUUGCUCAGAAAAAGACAGAGAGGUUAAUCCCAGACAGGGAAGUCACUUGUUCCCAGGAGAGCUUGGACCCAGCAAACUCCUCUUUACAAACAGGCAGUCAAACCACUGGUCAAGUCAAAGCUGGUUUGCAGGUAUUAAGCACUGUGGGAAACAAAACAGCUGAUGUGUGUCCAUGGGAGAUGGAGGCAGAGUUGUCCAGUAGAAAGGCUGAGGUCUGUCCCUGGGAGGUAGGCAAAGAAACAACUGAGAAAAGGGAAUUAGGAGAAGAGAUGAUUGGGAAAUACAAGGAGGAUAAGGUGGAAACUUUAAGAAAGGGGAGCUCUGGAGAGCCAGGAGGUAAAACAAAGCAAGUAGUAAAACUGAGUCAAGAGCAGGAAUCUGUUUGUCCUUGGGAUAACAGCAUGCCCUUGAGGAGUCACUCGGCUCAAAGCCCAGUGACCUCCUGCUCAUCUGACAGUCAAGUAGCCAAAGUCUGUCCCUGGGAAGUAGAAGAUGCUUCCAACAAGAAAGCCGAGGUCUGUCCCUGGGAAGUGGAACAAGACACUUCCAACAAGAAAGCUGAGGUCUGCCCUUGGAAAGUGGAAGGGAAAUGGGAACAGGGUACAGAGGGAGAACACUUAAAGAAAGCUCAGGCAAAUCUUGAGAAAGAGGGAGUUGCAGAGACUCAACAUCAUACUUAUAGAGAAGGAAUGAAACCCAGUGGAGCCAGGGAAUCCACACGUCUGUACAAGGAUUCAGAUUCAGGGGGUCUGUGCUUCCAAGCAGAUUCUCAGGGCCCUGUAAGCUCCCAAUUACCUGGCAGUGUCAAGGUCAGGGUGACUCAGGUGUGUGCAUGGGAAGCUGUUGAGCCACAAAUUGAUGCACCAGAAAAUAACACUGCAGAAAUCUGUCCUUGGGAAGGGAGGGAGGGACCAACUGAGAAAGUGACUAAGAGACAGGGUCAAGGCAGAGAAGCUCAAGAGGAAAAAAGAAAACCCUCUAAAAAACCAGAUACCCCCGCUAUGCCUGUCACUAAACAUAAAAAACUAAUCCGACAGCAGGAGACAGUCUAUCUGUGGGAGAGCAUGGACCUGAGGGAUGCCCCCUCCCAACCAGAUUCUCAUGAUGCUGAGGGACCCAAAGCUGGGUCCCAGGUAUUAGCAGGCGAGGAAGGUGAGAAAGCAAAUUUUCUGUCCCUGAAGUCACUGUCAGUUCUUUUGAAGGUGAUGGAGGAUCCCAGAAUAUUCCAGAAGGAAAGCCUGAGACUGACCCAACCUCAGAGACUAGUAUCCAAGGUCAACCAUCUAGACUUUCAGUCCACAUACCUCUAG